CUGUAUCUCUCUCUCUCUCUCUGUAACAGAGUUGAUAGCCUGCUUCUCGAACCCUCAUUCCGUAGAGACGAAGAAGAAGUGGGGGAAAGAUUUUAGCUUUUUAAGCUCACUGGCCUUGUAUCUGCGACUCGACUGGGUUUUGUGGGAAUGGCUACUAAUGCCCGUGAAUUUGGCACCAUUGUGGAUCAUAAGAAGGGUAGAUAUCAAUGCACCUAUUGUGGCAAGGUUGUUAGUGGCCUCAAACGUCUUAAAUGCCACUUAGGAGGUGUCCGUGGAGAUGUUGCUCCGUGUUUGCAGGUUCCUGAAGAUGUGAAGGCAAUGCUGAGAAAUGAGUUACAGGAGAGGAGAUUUGGAAAUGCAAUGAGGGAUGUUGGGGAGCUUGACGAGCCGAACCUUCCAUUGAAGAGGAAGCGGGAGUACAGUCCUGCCAAGCUUGACAAACAAGAUAGCAGCGAUCAAAAUUCUGGCAACGUGAUAGAUUCGGUCUUUCCCAGAGGACAAGUGGACUCACCGGCUGAAGGUAGUGGUGUCAGUGAUUCAUCAUUAAGAAAAGCCCAGAAAAGUAUUGGCAGGUUCUUUUAUGAAACAGGAGUUGACUUCGAUGCAAUUAAAUCACCUAGCUUCGUAAGGAUGAUAAAAUCCAUCAUUGGCCCUUUUAAUACAAUGAAAAUUCCAACUUGUAAUGAUUUGAAAGGGUGGAUCCUUCAGGAUGCAGUGAAAGAGAUGCAAGAGUAUACAUCUGAUAUCAAGAGUGUAUGGGCAGCCACAGGGUGCAGCAUCUUGUUAGACGGAUGGGUAGAUUCAAGGGGUCGAAAACUUGUUAAUAUCUUAGUAUAUUGCCCAAAGGGCACAGUUUAUCGUCAAUCCUAUGAUAUUUCAGCAAUUGAUGGUAAUGCUGUCGCAAUGGAAGAUUUUUUGGAUAGUGUUAUUGAGGAGGUUGGUGUUGAUAAUGUGGUUCAAAUUGUCUCAUACUCAACAUCAACUUUCAUGGAGGAUGUAGGGAAGAGAGUAAACCAAAAGCAUAAGAGAAUUUUUUGGACUGUAAGUGCUUCUCAUUGUAUAGAACUCAUGUUAAACAAACUUGCAAUGAUGGAUGCCAUCAAGGAAAUAUUGGAGAAGGCAAAAACUAUUACACAAUUUGUUUACAGCAAUGAGGAUGUCCUGAAACUUGCAAGAAAAUUUUGCUCUACUGACUUAGUUAAGCCUUCCAAGAUAAAGUCAAUAGUUCCGUUCCUUACCCUUGAGAACAUGGUCAUGGAGGAGGAAGACUUGCAAAAGAUGUUUCUCUCAUCGGGUUGGAAAUCCUUAGUUUGUUCUUCUACCAGGGAGGGGCAAAGCAUUGCUGACUUGGUGGCGGAUAAAACUUUUUGGAAUGGAGCUUUUACGGUCUUAAAGGUCACAAUUCCCCUGGUGAAGGUUUUGAAAUUGAUCAAUGGUAGUAAUAAGCCAGAAAUUGGUUCUAUAUAUGACACAAUAGACCAGGCUAAGGAGACAAUCAAGUUAGAAUUCCAGUCGAGGAAAUCCCAAUACAUACAAUUCUGGGAAGCAAUAGAUGAAAUUUGGAACAAGUAUCUUCACAGCCCUCUCCAUGCUGCAGGAUACUUUUUGAACCCUAGGCUUUUCUAUUCAGAUGACUUCUUCGCUGAUGCUGAAGUUUCAUGUGGCCUCUGUUGCUGCAUUGUUCGUAUGUCAGCGAAUCUUAGUGUUCAAGAUUUGAUGAUGCUGCAGAUUGACAAGUACCGGAUGGCUAAGGGUGAUUUUGGCUUAGGCAGUGCCAAGUUGGAAAAUAUUCAUCCAGCACUUUGGUGGUCAAAGUAUGGAGAAGAAUGCCCUGAAUUACAAAAGAUGGCUGUCCGGAUCCUGAGUCAGACCUGUGAUGGGGCCUCAAAAUAUAACCUAAAGAGGACAUUGGCAGAGGCCUUACUUACAGAAGGAAGAAACCAGAUUGAGCAAGAGAGGCUGAGGGAUCUGGCAUUCGUGCAUUACAAUCUGCAGUUACAAAAUUUUAAGCCAGAUGUACGCAACGACUUCUCAGACGAGGAGAUUGACCCCAUGGAUGAUUGGAUAGUGGAAAGACGACAUGGUAAAUCUAUCAGGAAUGAUGAGCCAAUGCUGAUAGAUUUGGAUUCUGAAGAUUCAACUAGAGAAGGGGUCGUUUGAAAAUUGACAGUAGAGGUCGAUUCUCAUGCAGAAGACGAUGUGCAGAAGGUGUGCAGAAGAGGAGCUCAGCCAGUGUAGCUGUAGUGUAAAUGAUCAGUAGAUUAUUUAAGUGCAACUGGCAGUCUUCUGUGUAUGUAAUAUGCCAUCUUUGUUAUGGUGUAAACACUUAGGUGUAAGAGGCAUUUGUCCCAACACUAAGUGUAGCUGGUUAUAGCGGCAACUUUGGCAACAAAAUUGUGAAUUUUGUUGUA
Ipomoea nil (Japanese morning glory) is the source of this 2411-nucleotide messenger RNA. RefSeq lists its product as uncharacterized. Lineage: Eukaryota; Viridiplantae; Streptophyta; Magnoliopsida; Solanales; Convolvulaceae. The record is from RefSeq and is a predicted model, not a curated record. The transcript is spliced from 3 exons. Bases 148 to 2160 code for a protein of 670 amino acids. Gene Ontology annotation, molecular function: protein dimerization activity.